Messenger RNA from Sphaerodactylus townsendi, 1640 nucleotides. RefSeq names its product sialidase-3-like. The transcript has 4 exons. The coding region runs from base 1 to 1245 and encodes 414 amino acids. Gene Ontology annotation, cellular component: cytoplasm; membrane; lysosome. The record is from RefSeq and is a predicted model, not a curated record. Gene Ontology annotation, molecular function: exo-alpha-sialidase activity. Gene Ontology annotation, biological process: ganglioside catabolic process; oligosaccharide catabolic process. NCBI's taxonomy places the organism in Eukaryota, Metazoa, Chordata, Lepidosauria, Squamata, Sphaerodactylidae.
AUGUCGGGGUACGCUGACAACACUACAGCCCCUCACUUUUGUGGUGUCUCCGGGGCCAGGAAGGGCGUGGAGCUGGCCCAUGGGGCAGAGACCUGCCACAAAAGCCCUGGGAAUUGUCCUGUCGUCAUGCUGCGACACAUCGGCAUCAAGCUGCCAGGCACUUCUAAAGUGGCCGAAGCUGGGAAAAUAAACGGCCCAUUUCUUGCGUGGGGUCCUCGAGAAGUUCUGGUGGACUGGCCAAGGCCUCCUGACUACCACCGGCAUCAUGAACCCGCGGUCCGUAAUUUACGAUCGAAAUACCGGGUAAACUUCCUUUUCUUCAUCUGCGUCGAGGCUCAUGUCUCGGAGCUGCACCAGAUCAAGUCCGGGAAGAAUGCUGCCAGGCUAUGCUACGUCUCGAGCCAAGAUGGCGGCCGCAGCUGGAGCCAGCUGACCGACUUGACCGAUCGAGUGAUCGGGGACGACAUGAGAAACUGGGCCACCUUUGCCGUCGGGCCGGGCCACGGGCUGCAAUUGAGCUCCGGGCGCCUGGUGAUCCCGGCGUAUACUUACUACAUCCAUAAGCGUAGCUGUGGCCUCCCGGUUUGUUGCUGCACCAAGCCUCAUUGCUUCAUUUUCUACAGCGACGACAGUGGCCGGAGCUGGGCCCUGGGCCAGCUCGUCACAGCCUUGCGUGCCGGAGAGUGCCAGGUGGCUGAGCUGACCAGCGAGGACGACAACCGAGUGUUAUACUGCAACGGCCGCAGCCCGGACAAGUACAGGGUCGAGGCCUUCAGCACAGACGACGGGAACCAAUUCGAGGAGUCCUUCCUAUGCAAGGAGUUGCCAGAGACAGGGAAAGGUUGCCUCGGCAGUGUUGUGAGUUUCACCCCAGUCCUGCGGCACCUGGGUGUGGACCGCCUGGAGAAAGACGGAGGGGAACCGAGUUAUCCGCUCGUCGAUACUCCCUCGGUGUCCCUCAAGACUCCCGAGCAGUGGCUGCUUUUCUCUCACCCCACGGGCAGGCGCAAGCGAGUCGACCUGGGCAUCUACCUCAACACCACCCCUCUGGUGAAGGGCAGCUGGAAGGACCCCUGGGUGCUGAAUGAAGGGCCCAGCGGGUACUCGGACCUGGUGGCGUGCGAGGAGAGCGGUUCGGUGCUCUUCGGCUGCUUGUUCGAGAGCGGAGUGUCCAGUGAGCUGGAAGAAAUCGCGUUCCAGCUUUUCAGCGAUACCGAGCUCCUGAAGAAUGUGAAGGAAGGCUGACCUGGCACGGAUCCAUCCUCUGAGAUGUGGUGGCCUGAAUCUAACAACGUCAAGGAUAUUUCGCACCCGCUGAUGGAAAAUGUUUUUCGUUUUCUUCCUUCUUCUGCCGGUCUUGCCUCGGUCACUGGCUUGGAGAAGGGCUUUCCUGGUUCCGUCUGGCAGCAUGUAUCCCCCACCUGCAGCGAACACUUUCUACUGCCACUCACUAUGAUAUGACACAAUAGAAAUUACGCAGAAGAAGGCAAUUGCUGUCUACUUUCCGAUGAAGCCUUUGUUAUAAGUAUAAUACAGUGGUGGCGAACCUAUGGCACGGGUGCCAGAGGUGGCACUCAGAGCCCUCUCUGAGGGCACGCACAAACAGAGUCACCCCCUUCCCCCCACACAUCUAGACUGGC